GAGCUUCAGUUCAGUUCUGAACCCAUGUGCUGAGUGUUCCUCUCUCCGAGUGCCGCAAACAUCUUUCGCAGAUCAUCGAGCCGAGACGUCUAGAAACCAUUGGCAUUAAAUGCCUUACUACCACUACAGUGACCACAAUCUCCAUAUAAAUUCAACAAUCUAAUUGGCUUAAACCAGCUGAAAUUAACCGAAAGCUACAGAAUCCUGGGAAGCAUUUCCGUUAAGGCGAAAUACUCCCACCAAACCCCUAAAUCCCGGACUUUGAAUGCUGCUGGAGCAGAGCGUAAAAAUCAUCAACCUCGAACAGCAUUUCGCCGAGUGCUGGACCAAGCAAAGCUUUCUCAAAAACUUCAAGUUCUUCUCCUUGCUGACCACCAUCUCCACAGCCGCUGCUAAGAUGGCCGCCAUUCCCCAAGGUGCAUUCGCCGCCUGCAAGAUCCGUGAGCAAUUCAACGAGCGCGAGAUGAUCAUUGCCCGUCUGCGCUCCGCUGCCACCGAUAAGGGUUCCCUUGACAACGGCAAUAGCCUAACCCAACGCGAGUACUCACCGAACAAGUACAAUGACAAGCUGAUGAACUCCAUUUGGGGCUUGUACAAUCGCUAUUCGCCGCACAAUGUGAAGAAGAACGAGUACGCCCCCACCAAGUGAUGACCUAAAGGUGGCACGGCGGCUUCCCCCAGGUCCAGUUGUCGUGCCCCAUCCUGCCAGCAUCCUUUUGUUUAUAACAAAGGAUGCUGGCCAUAUAUACUCUAUAUAUACAUAUAUGUUAUACUCCAAGCAUUGUAAUCUCAUUAUACCCAAAGCGGCUUUGGUAACAAAUAUCAA
Molecule: messenger RNA, 826 nt
Organism: Drosophila serrata
Lineage: Eukaryota; Metazoa; Arthropoda; Insecta; Diptera; Drosophilidae
Source: RefSeq, a predicted model, not a curated record